This is a messenger RNA of Rhinolophus ferrumequinum (greater horseshoe bat), 1763 nucleotides long. RefSeq names its product corepressor interacting with RBPJ, CIR1 (gene CIRSR). The coding region runs from base 76 to 1479 and encodes 467 amino acids. Gene Ontology annotation, biological process: negative regulation of DNA-templated transcription. Gene Ontology annotation, cellular component: nucleus. Gene Ontology annotation, molecular function: transcription corepressor activity. The record is from RefSeq and is a predicted model, not a curated record. The transcript is spliced from 10 exons. Lineage: Eukaryota; Metazoa; Chordata; Mammalia; Chiroptera; Rhinolophidae.
GUUCCGGUUAGGCGGCGAGAGUUUGUUUACGUUGCUCCCAGCUUGCGGCUAACCUUCGCGAGCUCAGCCUCCAAGAUGGGGAAAUCUUUCGCCAAUUUCAUGUGCAAGAAGGACUUUCAUCCCGCCUCCAAAUCCAAUAUCAAAAAAGUAUGGAUGGCAGAACAGAAAAUAUCAUAUGAUAAGAAGAAACAAGAAGAAUUAAUGCAACAGUAUCUUAAAGAACAAGAAUCAUAUGAUAAUAGAUUGCUUAUGGGAGAUGAACGUGUAAAGAAUGGCCUUAAUUUCAUGUAUGAAGCCCCACCAGGAGCUAAAAAAGAAAACAAAGAGAAAGAAGAAACGGAAGGAGAGACAGAAUACAAAUUUGAAUGGCAGAAAGGAGCCCCACGAGAAAAAUAUGCCAAAGAUGACAUGAACAUCAGAGACCAGCCCUUUGGUAUUCAGGUUCGAAAUGUGAGGUGCAUUAAAUGUCACAAAUGGGGUCAUGUCAACACAGAUCGAGAAUGUCCUUUGUUUGGUCUUUCUGGAAUCAAUGCAAGUUCAGUUCCCACUGAUGGCUCAGGGCCAUCGAUGCACCCCUCGGAGCUAAUAGCGGAGAUGAGAAACAGUGGGUUUGCACUGAAACGAAAUGUACUGGGGAGAAACUUGACCGCAAAUGAUCCAUCACAGGAAUACGUUGCAAGUGAGGGUGAAGAAGAUCCAGAAGUCGAAUUUUUAAAGUCACUAACAACCAAACAAAAGCAGAAACUUCUCAGGAAAUUGGAUCGACUUGAGAAGAAAAAAAGGAAAAAGAAGAAAGAUAGAAAGAAGAAAAAGCUUCAGAAGAGCAGAAGUAAACACAAAAAACAUAAAAACAAAUCCUCCUCGACUUCCUCCUCCUCAUCAUCCUCUAGUGAGACUUCAGAAAGCAGCAGUGAGAGUGACAACAAAGAAAAAACAACACAAAAGAAGAAAAGAAAGAAAAACAAAAGUUCAAGGAAUAACAACAGUGAUUUUGAAGAAAAGGACAAGUCUAAAAAGAGAAAACUUUAUGAAGAACUUCCUAGCAGUCACAGUAACAAGGAAAAAGAUAAGGAAAAGUCUAGGUUUUUAAAACAAGAGAGUUCUGGGGAGACUAGCAAAUGGAGCCAUUCUGAUUCUGUGAAAAAGUCCAGAAGCCAUAACUACAGCCCAGAGAAGAGAGGAUCUGAAAGAAAUGAGAGGAGCGGCAGGAGCCAGAGCAGGGGUGAGAGGAGCAGGAGAAGCCGGAGCAGAAGUCACAGUAGUUACAAGCAAACAGAAAUAAGGAAACAGCCACAGCGAAGUCCCAGUGAUGAGCAAAAUGGAAGAAAUGACACCAGAAGCCAUUGCACAGAUAGAUACAGAGGAGAAAAAAUGCACGGAGAGAAUUCAGGAGAUAAGCAUAUUAGAGUGACACAGAGAGAACGAAGCAGAAGUAGAGAGAAUAAAGAGAGACUGCAUGUGACAAUUACCUGGGAAUAAAAAUAUCUCCACUUUCUUAUUGAAUAUAUUAUGUACUAUUGUCUUUCUAAUUAAAAAAAACCUCUAGUUUAGUUUUCCAUCUCUGUAAACUGCCAUAUCAAGUACAAAAACUACAUGAAUCCUGUAAGAAUCAACUUUGCAUAUAUUUGUAAGUAAUCUAUUUGGGGGCUAUAAAAAUAUUUUCUGUUGAUGUUUCUUGUGCCCUAUACCAGAUAAAAACUCCAUAUAACUGUGACAUUUUCUUUGUUCUGAAACAUCAUUAAAAGAAUGUAUAAUUUAACGGA